This is a messenger RNA of Pseudopipra pipra, 1209 nucleotides long. RefSeq names its product thymidine phosphorylase (gene TYMP). The record is from RefSeq and is a predicted model, not a curated record. NCBI's taxonomy places the organism in Eukaryota, Metazoa, Chordata, Aves, Passeriformes, Pipridae. Gene Ontology annotation, cellular component: cytosol. The coding region runs from base 58 to 1071 and encodes 337 amino acids. The transcript is spliced from 6 exons. Gene Ontology annotation, biological process: pyrimidine nucleobase metabolic process; pyrimidine nucleoside metabolic process. Gene Ontology annotation, molecular function: 1,4-alpha-oligoglucan phosphorylase activity; pentosyltransferase activity.
UGAUUGGAUGCCAGUGGGAUGCUGAUGGGGCCCCAAUGAGAUUCCAGUGGGGCGUUGAUGGGGUGUGGGUGCCAAUGGAAUGUGGGUGCCAAGGGAGGGUACCAACGGGGCACGGCUGCCCCGCAGAUGUGCAGUGCCCUGGAGCGGGUGGGCUGCUGCAUCGUGGGGCAGAGCGAGGAGCUGGCACCCGCUGACCGGGUGCUCUACGGGCUGCGGGACGUCACGGCCACCGUGGACAGCGUGCCCCUCAUCACCGCCUCCAUCCUCAGCAAGAAGGCGGCGGAGCAGCUCUCGGCGCUGGUGCUCGAUGUGAAGUUCGGGGGGGCCGCCCUGUACCCCACCCAGGACAGCGCUCGGGAGCUGGCCCGGAGCCUGGUGGAGGUGGGCGCACAGCUGGGUAUCCGCACGGUGGCCGUGCUGUCCCGCAUGGAUCAGCCCCUGGGCAGGGCCGUGGGGAACGCGUUGGAGGUGCUGGAGGCGCUGGAAUGUCUGGACGGGGGCGGCCCCCCCGACCUGCGGCAGCUGGUCACGGCCCUGGGCGGGGUGCUGCUGUGGCAGUGCGGGAAGGCGGCGGGGGCCGCGCAGGGCCGGGAGCUCCUGGGGCGGGCGCUGGACGAUGGCUCAGCCCGGAGCACCUUCGAGGCCAUGCUGGGGGCACAGGGGGUGCCCCCCGACACCGCCCAGCGCCUCUGCAGCGGGACCCCCGCCCAGCGCCGCCGGCUCCUGGGAACGGCCAAGGUCUGCGAGGAGCUGCCCGCGCUGCAGGAAGGCUGGGUGCAGGAGGUGCGGGCGCUGCCCCUGGCCCAGGUCCUGCACGGGCUGGGCGCGGGGCGGGCGCGGGCCGGGGACCCCGUGGACCCCCUGGUGGGCGCCGAGCUGCUGGUGGGAGCGGGGCAGCACCUGCGGGCAGGCGAGCCGUGGCUGCGGGUGCACCACGAGGGGACCCUCGGCGCGGGGGGGCGGCGGGCGCUGCAGGACGCGCUGUGCCUCGGCCCGGAGCCCCCCCGGGACCCGCCGCCGCUGGUGGCCGAGACCGUCGUGCCCGAGGGGGCCGCCCCGGCCCCCCAAUAGGGCCCAUUUUGGGGGGGGGGGGGUCGGGAUUUCCUCCCCCUUCCCCCCCCCGGGGGUCCCGCGCGGGGCGGCGGCGCCACCUGCUGGUGGAGGCGAGGCCUGCAGGGCGCGAGGCCACGCCCCUCUCCCUUCGGCCAC